GCUCUCAGUCCGGGGCGUUUCUCCCGCACCCAGCUCUGCUCAGCGCUCCGGACGCCUGCAGUCGCUAUGGUAACGGCCAACUACUUCCGGAAGAAGAACGGCGGGCGGCGAGGGUCAUUCCCAGCCCCAACCUGAGUGGGCUGAGCAGGGAAGCGCAAAGGGGCAAGCUACCCGUCCUGGCGUUUCUGGGGUUCGCCUCGGAGGCUAGCCUUGGUGCUCUCGCAGGCUCGCUCGCUUCUGCAUCCCCGUUGCCGCCUGGAGCCAACUCUUAAGUCCUGGACGACAGGUCUGAGACAGUUCCGCCAUGGACUUCUCCAAGUUCCUGGCAGACGACUUCGACGUGAAGGAGUGGAUCAAUGCGGCCUUCAGGGCCGGCUCCAAGGAGGCGGCGUCUGGGAAGGCGGAUGGCCACGCAGCCACCCUGGUGAUGAAGCUGCAGCUGUUCAUCCAAGAGGUGAACCACGCCGUGGAGGAAACAAGUCACGAAACUCUCCAGAACAUGUCCAAAGUGCUCCGUGAUGUUGAAGCCCUAAAACAGGAGGCAUCUUUCCUGAAAGAACAGAUGAUUCUUGUCAAGGAGGACAUUAAAAAAUUUGAACAGGAUACAUCUCAAUCCAUGCAGGUGUUGGUAGAAAUUGACCAAGUGAAGUCCAGAAUGCAACUUGCUGCUGAAUCUCUUCAGGAAGCAGAUAAGUGGAGCACGUUGAGCGCUGAUACUGAGGAGACGUUUAAGACUCAGGACAUAGCUGUGAUUUCUGCGAAGCUAACAGGUAUGCAGAACAGCUUAAUGAUGCUUGUUGAUACACCAGACUACUCAGAAAAGUGUGUGCACUUGGAGGCACUGAAGAACAGGCUGGAGGCCCUAGCCAGUCUGCAGAUUGUAGUGGCGUUCACCUCUCAGGCUGUAGAUCGGUCCAAAGUAUUUGUGAAGGUGUUUACUGAAAAUGACCGGAUGCCCCAGCUCCUGGCCUACUACUACAAGUGUCACAAGGUGCAGCUUUUAGCAGCCUGGCAAGAGCUGUGUCAAAGUGACCUAACCCUGGACCGGCAGCUUACUGGACUCUAUGACGCCUUGCUUGGUGCUUGGCACACACAAAUCUAGUGGGCUACACAGGUUUUCCAGAAGCCCCACGAGGUGGUAAUGGUGCUGCUGAUUCAGACCCUGGGGGCCCUCAUGCCCUCGCUGCCCUCCUGCCUCAGCAACGGCGUGGAGAGGGCAGGGCCCGAGCAGGAGCUCACCAGGCUGCUGGAGUUCUACGAUGCCACCGCCCACUUCGCCAAGGGCUUGGAGAUGGCACUGCUCCCCCACCUACAUGAACACAAUCGGGUAAAAGUCACGGAGCUGGUGGAUGCUGUGUAUGAUCCAUACAAACCCUACCAGCUGAAGUAUGGCAACAUGGAAGAGAGCAACCUCCUCAUCCAGGUAAGCGCCGUGCCUUUGGUAAAGUCGCAGUGCGUCCUGGGGCCACUGAGGAAGCAUUCUGUUAGCCAGGCUGUUGGCCACAUCUGGGAGAGGGCUGGGGGUUGUGAUCUGGGGUGCUGAAAUAUGGCCUUUAAGCACUUGUGGGCUCUUGUAAUCCCAGUGUAAAAUGAGACCGUGUAUUUGCUACCAAUUUUCUAUUGAUUGAUGGAUUGAGACAGGGUCUCCAUCUGCUGCCCAGGCUGGAGUGUAGUGGUGCGAUUACAGCUCACUGCAGCCUUGAUCUCCUGGGCUCAAGUGAUCCUCCUGCCUCAGC
Molecule: messenger RNA, 1736 nt
Organism: Pongo pygmaeus (Bornean orangutan)
Lineage: Eukaryota; Metazoa; Chordata; Mammalia; Primates; Hominidae
Product: conserved oligomeric Golgi complex subunit 7-like
Exons: 8
Biological process (GO): Golgi organization; retrograde vesicle-mediated transport, Golgi to endoplasmic reticulum; intracellular protein transport
Cellular component (GO): COG complex
Source: RefSeq, a predicted model, not a curated record